AUAGUAUACAUUUGAUUUUGAAUAUUCGAAAUUUGUUAUGAUAUGGUUAAGAUUUAAUAUUUAAAAUAUUAUUGGAUGAACCCGCCAAAACUGUUUUGAGUAUUUUCAUUUACAUUCUUUCCAAUUUCUAUCAUCUUCAAAAGUUUAGAAUUAUGCCCGGCAACUGUUUGUCAAAAGUCCUGAAUGGAGUAAAUGCUCUGAGAAAAACGCGCAGCCGAAUCCCAAUUGCCACCAUCACCACCGCCUCCAAAAUCCCCGCCAUGGAUGACCGCCAAACGCUCAACACCCGCCUUUGUAUCAUCGGCAGUGGCCCCGCGGCCCACACUGCUGCCAUCUACGCCGCCCGCGCCGAGCUCAAACCCGUCCUAUUUGAGGGCUGGAUGGCCAACGACAUCGCCCCCGGCGGCCAGCUUACCACCACCUCCGAGGUCGAGAAUUUCCCGGGGUUCCCUCAAGGUAUCGACGGCCUCGAGAUCACGGACCGUUUCCGCAAGCAGUCUGUUCGGUUCGGGACUGAGAUCUUCACUGAGACGGUCUCCAAGGUCGAUUUCUCGGCUAGGCCUUUCAAGGUGUUUUCCGAUGCUAGAAUUGCCCUAGCCGACUCCGUCGUCGUGGCUACUGGCGCUGUCGCCAAACGCCUCGAGUUCCCCGGCUCUGGCGAUGGGGAAAACGGCUUCUGGAACCGCGGCAUAUCAGCCUGCGCCGUCUGCGAUGGCGCUGCCCCUAUUUUCCGUAACAAGCCCUUGGCCGUGAUCGGAGGCGGCGAUUCUGCUAUGGAGGAAGCUACUUUCUUAACCAAAUACGGGUCAAAAGUGUACAUAAUUCACAGGAGAGAUGAAUUUAGGGCUUCAAAGAUUAUGCAGAAUAGGGCCUUAAAUAAUCCUAAGAUUGAAGUGCUCUGGAACUCUGUAGUGGUAGAGGCUUUUGGAGAGAAGAUUCUAGGUGGACUGAAGGUGAAGAAUGUGCUUACUGGGAACGUCUCAGAUUUGAAGGUUUCGGGUUUGUUUUUCGCUAUAGGGCAUGAACCAGCAACAAAGUUCCUGAAUGGGCAAUUGGAGUUGGAUUCAGAUGGAUACAUUUUGACUAAUCCCGGGACAACUAUAACCAGUGUCAAAGGUGUUUUUGCAGCUGGAGAUGUUCAGGAUAAGAAGUAUAGGCAGGCUGUCACUGCUGCUGGCUCAGGAUGCAUGGCAGCAUUAGAUGCAGAACAUUACCUUCAAGAAAUUGGAGCACAAGAUGGAAAGAGUGAUUGAUGACCCUGAUUAUUCUUCCUCACAAGUAUUAUGUAUAGAUAAGUGGUGAAAAUGAUUUUCAUGCUUAAUCUCCAUUACUAGUAUUGAGAAAUCUGAAGUUUUUAUGUUCCUCAGUCAAUUCAGAUGGCAUUGAACACAUGUGAACCAAACAUCUGAUUGAAUGCAAUAACUAUGGUUCUAGUGUUCAAACAGAAUAAGAUUCACUGUAAAUUUCUAGACAUCCCAAGUUAUAUAUAUCCCCUUUGUUGCCCUUGGA
Molecule: messenger RNA, 1509 nt
Organism: Ipomoea triloba (trilobed morning glory)
Lineage: Eukaryota; Viridiplantae; Streptophyta; Magnoliopsida; Solanales; Convolvulaceae
Product: thioredoxin reductase 1, mitochondrial-like
Exons: 2
Coding region: 153-1253 (366 amino acids)
Biological process (GO): removal of superoxide radicals
Cellular component (GO): cytoplasm
Molecular function (GO): thioredoxin-disulfide reductase (NADPH) activity
Source: RefSeq, a predicted model, not a curated record